Paecilomyces variotii is the source of this 936-nucleotide messenger RNA. RefSeq lists its product as hypothetical. Gene Ontology annotation, molecular function: diphosphoinositol pentakisphosphate kinase activity; inositol hexakisphosphate kinase activity; 5-diphosphoinositol pentakisphosphate 1-kinase activity. Lineage: Eukaryota; Fungi; Ascomycota; Eurotiomycetes; Eurotiales; Thermoascaceae. Gene Ontology annotation, biological process: inositol phosphate biosynthetic process; inositol metabolic process. The coding region runs from base 1 to 936 and encodes 311 amino acids. The transcript has 2 exons. The record is from RefSeq and is a predicted model, not a curated record.
AUGUCUGUGGUAUAUACGGCAAAAGAGUGCCUCGAGCACCCAACGGUGGAUCAGCGCAACAGCCACCUACAUGCUUUACCAAGACUAUACUCACCGGUUUACUCGCCUGUUCGCAUCCCAUCAGACACUCAGAGUUCUACAACUCAGACUGGGAAUUACAGUAUCUCUCUGGAGAAGCCCUCAAUCCAUGGAUCCCCAAGUGCCAACUUAGCCGUUCCCAAACUGGGCAGACUCGGCAUCUGCGCGAUGGAUGAAAAGGUUCUCAGCAAGGCGAACCAAGAGAUAUUCCGCCGCUUACAAGGAAAUGGAGAUCUCGAGAUUGUAUACUUUGGCGACCAGACUUUAGUUCAAAGGCCUCUGCACAAACCUUUUGUUGAGAAGCCUGCAAGUGCAGAAGACCACAACGUUUAUAUCUACUUCCCUAGCACUGCUCAAAGUGACGGAGGAGGGAGAAGGCUGUUCCGAAAGGUUGGCAACAAAUGCUCAGAGUAUGACCCUUCCUUGGUCACGCCUCGAUGCAUCAUGGAGCAGGACAAUAGCUAUGUAUACGAGCCACUUUUGAAUGCCGACGGCGGUGAAGACGUCAAGGCCUACGCAGUGGGCCGUACCUAUUGCCUUGCUGUCACGCGUAAAUCUCCCGUUCUUUCUGAUGUUGUUGUGCGAGAAGCCGAUGGCAGAGAAAAAAGACAAGCUACGACUCUCUCCAGGGAGGAAACAGAAGCUGCGACUAAAAUUGCGCUCACAUUUGGUCAGGCAGUCUGCGGAUUCGAUAUCGUCAGGAACAAAGGAAAGAGCUAUGUCAUCGAUGUCAAUGGCUGGACGUCGGUCAAGAAUCAGCCUGCUUUCUAUGAUCGUUGUGCCUGUAUUCUUCGACAGAUGCUUACCUCUCGGUUAGAGAGUAGCAACAGAAAUGCAGCGUCGACGAAUGGAGAUUAG